Molecule: messenger RNA, 1749 nt
Organism: Sipha flava (yellow sugarcane aphid)
Lineage: Eukaryota; Metazoa; Arthropoda; Insecta; Hemiptera; Aphididae
Product: probable multidrug resistance-associated protein lethal(2)03659
Exons: 8
Coding region: 539-904 (121 amino acids)
Biological process (GO): transmembrane transport
Cellular component (GO): membrane
Molecular function (GO): ATPase-coupled transmembrane transporter activity
Source: RefSeq, a predicted model, not a curated record
UAUUCUUUGCUCUAUACAAUGUACCCGUCUCACCUGCCGCCACACUCACACGCACACGUAAUCACAAUCUUAUUUUAAAAUGUGUUAAUCGUUGUCCGUUUAUUGUGUGUUAUGUUACCAAGAUGUCUUUAUAUGUGUAUCAUUGUAAUUUUUAUAUGGAUUUUUUAUCUUUGUUUCGCAUAAACUACCACUGGAAAGAAUAAUAAUUUUGUAUAGGUGUGUAGCUGGCCAGUCUACUCUACAUUAAAUUGGCCAAUUUGUAUUAUUUAUUUUUAGACCAGAAGGACCGAUUCUCAUAUUUAUUACUAUUUUAGAUGUACUUACGUGUUGCUUCGGACCACCGGACACUACUCCUUCGCGCAUCUAAUUGAUAGAGCUCCGUGUUUUCGUAACCAUUCACCGCUGUAAUUCCCCCACUUAAUACUCGGCGAUCGUUAAUUAAUUAAACGGCCGCCGAUGCCGAGCAGUAAUAAGUGUCUGUAUACAGCGAAUCAAAAAGAAAAUAACAACACAUGACGACUGUUACACAUGGAUAAAUAUGAAUGCAGAUCUUAAAGAAGAGCGGCCUCCACAUCCUAGGGCUAAUGCUAAUUUUUUCGAAAUCCUCACCUUUGGGUGGACAUUAAAGCUCUUUCAAACAGGAAAAAAGAGAGAUUUAGAGAUAAAUGAUUUGUAUUCAACUCUUAAAGAGCAUUCGUCGUCAUUAUUAGGGAAUGAAUUAGAAAAGAAAUGGAGAAUAGAGUUGGCUAAAGCAAAAGAGUCAUCAAGGCAUCCUAGUUUAUUAAGAGCUUUACUUAAAAUGUUUGGAGCGAAGUUGAUGUUGUGCGGAUUUCUACUUUUGAUUAUCGAAACUGUAUUAUGCAGAAUCAUGAUUUGCUGCGUCUCAAAUUGGCCAUCAAUAUGAAGAAAUUCUUCCAAGUUAAAAUCAAGUUGAACAAGGAUAUCUUGAGUUUCAGUCAGGGCACUCAUUGGAAUUCACGUCCGAUCUGUCAAUAAAGAAUCCAGCUUUACGGAAACAGUUUUGAACACAUUAAUUUUUUAAACAAUUAAUCAUGUUAUAUAUUCGUCUUAGCGAGGAUUUUUAUCAACUUUUAUUACAAAAACAUGUCCAUUUCCGACUUGAUGAGAUUUCCGUUUUGGCGGGAUAAAAUUAUAUGUAAUUUGAAACGGGACCAAAAAAAUGUUCCAUAAUACCGGGGUUUCAGUCUUACCAAAGUUCCGUCUUAUAGAGGUUUUACUGUAUGUAUAUAUAUAUAUUUGUUAUAAUUAUCAGAUGACAUUGCGGUAAUAACAGACAAUAAAGUGGAUUUUUAGAAUAUCUUAGAAAUAAUUACCGUUAACAAGGGUGAAAUGAACACGAUUUUGAAUUUUCCCAGGCUCCUACACCUUGAAUAUUAAUUUUUUAAAUCUGAAAAAAAUCUAAUAUAGGCGCGCAGUAUAAAUGACUAAAUUUGCAUAAAAAAAAUAAAUUUCAACCAUAACUUGGUUAAAAAAUAAAUAAAAAUUGAAUGUUCCAAAUCACCUUGAGUUUCGGGUGACAUGAAACAGUAAGGAAUUUUUAAUAUUUUAGAGCAUUUAACCUACCGUACGUUUUGUGAUACUUGGAACACAAAUAGGGUUUUUAAAAACAUCAUUGUACAUAUGAUAACCUAAAGAAGUCAGUAGGUAACCUAAAUAUUAUAUAAAAAAUAAUUUAAACAAUUUCUUUAUCUCGAACUGUAUGAAUUUGGUGAUUUAAAUUUGGUCUAC